AUGGUGGGCACUGCUUCGCAUUGGGCGCAUGCUGCGCUCGAUCCAGCUACGCAUUUGCUUCCGGCCGUGCGCUCCUUCUACCCCGCAUUUAGCGCGUACUUCCGCAACACCAAGACGCUUACCAACGUUGGCACCUACAAGGCGUUUUAUGCGGAUGCCGAUCCGUUUCAUUCGGCCAUGGCUUUCUGCGCGCUCGUCAGCUUCUACGUGUGGAUCAUGGAGAGGAUCACGGGCAACGCUUCGCAGGUGGAUGGGCUCUGGACCUUCCUCCCUCUCAUCUAUUCGGUUCACUUUACCGUGCACAAGCACUUCACCUACCAGCCCGCCAAGCUCAGCCUCUUGCAAGGAAUCGAGCAUGCUACCGUCUGGGACAAGAUUGAGCCCAGGUUGGCGCUCAUGACUGCGCUUUCAGUGCUGUGGUCUGCUAGGCUCACUUACAACGCUUACAGGCGCGGCAUGUUCAAGCCUGGUGAGGAAGACUACCGAUGGCCUCUGCUUCGUAAGAGCAUGUCUCGUCCCGUGUGGCAAGUGUUUUCGAUUCUGUUCAUUGCUAUCGCCCAGAACAUUCUGCUGGCCAUCACGGCGCUCCCCAACUACCUGCUCCUCACCACCACCUCGGUCAAGCACGUCACGCAGCCCGUCCCGCGUCCCGUCAACAAGCUCAUCUUGGGCGACUACAUUCUGGCUGCUCUGUUUGUGCUCAACCUCACUGUUCAAUUCUACGCUGAUCAACAGCAGUGGAACUACCAGAACUACAAACGAGGCAAGAAUCCGCACGAGAAGCCGCUGCCCAACGCUAUGCUUGACCCCGUCACAAAACUUCCGCUUCACAACCAGAACGUCAUGCCAUUUUCUACCCCGGAAGAUGCGCAACGAGGAUUCGUCACCAAAGGCCUCUGGGCUUGGAGCCGUCACCCCAACUUUGCGUGCGAGCAGACCACCUGGUGGAUCCUGUACGCUUUCGUACCGCUCACCUUGCUGCCUGCCGAUCUGGACUUGACCAAAAGCCACUGGUCGCACUUUAUCAACUACGCCAUCUUGGCUCCUCUGGCCAUGAACGCCCUGUUCCUGCCUAGCACCAGGUACUCGGAGCAGGUGUCGGCGGAAAAGUACCCAGAGUACAAGGAUUACCAGAAGAGGGUGGGCAUGUUUUUACCCAUCGACACGCUGCUUAGGAGCGUCUACUACAACGUCGUUGCUAAGAAGGAGGACAAGCUGCGCGUCGAGGCCAAUGUCUGGGGCAAGAGCCAGCUCAAUAAGAAGAAGCGCCAGUAG
Messenger RNA from Mycosarcoma maydis (corn smut), 1275 nucleotides. RefSeq lists its product as uncharacterized. Lineage: Eukaryota; Fungi; Basidiomycota; Ustilaginomycetes; Ustilaginales. Gene Ontology annotation, cellular component: membrane. The transcript has a single exon. The record is from RefSeq and is a predicted model, not a curated record. The coding region runs from base 1 to 1275 and encodes 424 amino acids.